GAAACAUUUUCUCAAUUUCAAAAUCCUUUUAAAUGUUUUAAGUGGUAGUACCGAUCUCCUAAAAACAAAGACUCAAAUUUAAAAGGAAAAUAGUCACGUGAUUGAAUGAACUUGCUACAGACAUGGCUGCCUCCAGUGUGUUCAAGUUCGGACUCUUCAAUCAUAAAGUGGCUAUUGUAACUGGCGGCGGGACGGGCAUUGGAAAGGCGAUCACUUCGGAGCUAGUCCAUUUGGGAUGCAGUGUGGUCAUUUCAUCCAGGAAAUUAGAGCACUUAGAAGCCGCAGCGAAAGAACUAACAGAGAGAAUUCCUGUCUCCAGUCCUGCUAGUGUGACGCCCAUUCAGUGCAACAUCCGCAGUGAGGCAGAGGUAAAGAAUUUAGUGGCCUCGACACUGAGUCUGCAUGGCCGGAUAGACUUCCUGGUCAACAAUGGGGGAGGGCAGUUCUCAAGUCCAGUGGAACUCAUUAACGCCAAAGGCUGGAAUGCAGUCAUUGACACUAACCUCACUGGGACAUUCUACUGCUGUCGGGAAGUGUACAAUGCCUGGAUGAAGGAGCAUGGAGGCGCCAUUGUUAACAUCAUCGCUGACAUGUGGAAGGGCUUUCCUGGAAUGGCUCAUACUGGAGCAGCCAGGGCUGCAGUAGACAACCUAACCAAGAGCUUGGCUAUUGAAUGGGCAUCCUCUGGAGUGCGAAUCAAUUCUGUGGCACCGGGGACCAUCAUUUCUAAAACAGCCAUGGCGAACUACAAAGAGAUAGGGCCACAGCUUUUUAAGAUGUCUGUUGACUUCUGUCCUGCGAAAAGGUUGGGAGUCCCAGAAGAGAUCUCCCCUGCAGUCUGCUUCCUGCUGUCCCCAGCAGCCUCUUUCAUUUCCGGAGAGACCAUCAAAGUAGAUGCUGGUCAGAGUUUGUACAGCUCAAUGUGGAAAGUCCCAGAUCACAGCGCCUGGCCCCCAGCUCCAGAGGGAGAGAACACGGACACACUGAGAGAGAUUAUGAAAAGCAAGUCCAAGUUAUAACAGUCUACUCAAAACAUCUCUGCCUAGUGUUUCCUCCUGAAAGCGAAUUCAAGAAGAUUAUAAUGAAAGUUCAGGAGGGAUGACAACAGCCAAGUUCAAUCAGCCUCAGCUGUCCGUAAUUUGUAAUAAUUUCUGACAU
Lepisosteus oculatus (spotted gar) is the source of this 1158-nucleotide messenger RNA. RefSeq names its product peroxisomal trans-2-enoyl-CoA reductase (gene pecr). Gene Ontology annotation, biological process: phytol metabolic process. Gene Ontology annotation, molecular function: trans-2-enoyl-CoA reductase (NADPH) activity. The record is from RefSeq and is a predicted model, not a curated record. Gene Ontology annotation, cellular component: peroxisome. Lineage: Eukaryota; Metazoa; Chordata; Actinopteri; Semionotiformes; Lepisosteidae.